UUUAAAGAGUACGUGCUUAAAGUCAUUCUAUCCAAAAUAAGAAGUCCUUAUAUGAAUAUUUUGUGAUUAUAAGCCAUACUCUUAUGCCUACUCCAAAACAUCUUCUUCUAUCUUAAACACAAAUUCAAACUUUGGAGGGUUGAUCAAAGAAAAAAAAACAAAGAAAGAUGGAGUCACAACAUUUUGGGCAUUCACAUAAGUUGGUGUUCAAUGAAGAGCAGAGCAAUCAAACAAAAGAAGCUUAUUGCUCAAGGUGCAGGGAGGUGGUGUUCGGUCCAAGCUUUAGUUGUGUGGAAUGUAGGUUUUACCUUCACAAGAAAUGUGUUGAGGCCCCUUCGAAGAUUGAUCACCCUUUUCAUCGCGAUCACCCUCCUAUUCUUCUACCAAAGACACCGUCCAAGGGAACAGGAAUGAAGCUGGAGAAGCCACAAAAGUAAAACAUUUCAGUCAUGAUCAUGAGUUAGUAUUAAGCAAGAUGAUCAUUGAAGAUUAUAAAUGUUGUGACGGAAGCAUGUUGCCCAUCUCAACUUCAUUUUACUCUUGUUCACAAUGUGAUUUUUUUCUCCAUAAACCAUGUGUUGAAUUGCCUAGGAAGACAAAACUUUGGUUUCACUUGUGCCAGAACGUUGUCACCCUUAUUGCAAACAAC
Theobroma umbraticum is the source of this 649-nucleotide messenger RNA. NCBI's taxonomy places the organism in Eukaryota, Viridiplantae, Streptophyta, Magnoliopsida, Malvales, Malvaceae. The record is from RefSeq and is a predicted model, not a curated record.